Messenger RNA from Phalaenopsis equestris, 684 nucleotides. RefSeq lists its product as uncharacterized. The coding region runs from base 79 to 579 and encodes 166 amino acids. Lineage: Eukaryota; Viridiplantae; Streptophyta; Magnoliopsida; Asparagales; Orchidaceae. The transcript has a single exon. The record is from RefSeq and is a predicted model, not a curated record.
CCUCUUCCAUCAACUCCCAAACACAUCAAUAAAAGCCCCAAAAAUCCUAAUUUUCGCCUUCCCACAUCCUCCUCAACAAUGAGCUCAGUCUGCAAAUCCGCCGUCGGCUGCGUCGUCGACUCCCGCCUUCCCCUCCGCUCUUCUUACGUCAAUCUCUACAAAUGGGCUCAAUCCGACGCCGAAUACGUCCGCUCCGUCAUCAACACCUCCCCUUUUCCCAAUAACAGAGCGACAAUGGAGCCAAGCCACCGACUUGUCGACAGCUACUCCUCCAGACAGAUGUAUCUCAGGAGCUAUACCUUUUCCAAGAAGGAGACCAUGCCGGAGAAGACGAUCAAGUGUUUCGGCAAGGUGAAGGAGAAAGCUGAAGACUUUCCGUUCAUAUAUCAUCGGAGGAAGGAUAAAGGUGGGAGCUUUAGAAAUUUUAUUAAAUUUAGGGGUUUUAAUAAGGGGAAGAAAGGGUGUUCUGUUUUCUGCUCCAUUUUCCGUCGGCUGCUUUCUUGUACUAUGACUGUUGAUGUCGCCGGUGAGGGCGGCCCCUCCGCCGCCGCCGGCGGGGGGUCGCGUUUAGGGGGAUAGUCUCUGUUUCGUUGGGGGCUUUAUAUAAUUUUAAUUAAUUUAUGUGAUCUGAUGAUAAGUAAUGAGUCUUGUUUGUUUGUUGCGAUUACAAUAUAAAUGUGAAAA